Molecule: messenger RNA, 726 nt
Organism: Adineta steineri
Lineage: Eukaryota; Metazoa; Rotifera; Eurotatoria; Adinetida; Adinetidae
Source: the annotation of a GenBank genome assembly
AUGCAAUCAUCAUCAUCACUUAUAUUAACAUUGAUUAAACAAGCUCGACAAACUUUCUCAAAUUUAUUAUCAAAUAAUGAUCAUAAUUUAAAUCAAAAUGAUCAUAUUGAUUCACUUAAACGUUUAAUGAAUAAAAUAACAAAAUAUGAUUUAAAUUUUACAUUAUUUGAUAAUAUACAAAAUACUUCAUCAUUAAAUACAAUUGAUGAAAAAAAUUUAGAAAAAUUUUUAAAAUCCAAUGCACCUGUUUUUUAUAUGAAAUUAUAUGAAGAUAAAAUUAUAUCAGUUGGAAUAUUUAUUAUUAAAUCACAUCAUCGUAUACCAUUACAUGAUCAUCCACAUAUGUUUGGUUUAAUUAAAGUUCUUGAUGGUCAUGGACAUUUAAAUGCUUAUAAUGUUUUAUUUGAAAAAGAUUCUUCAGAACUUAUCUGUACAAAGCAUACAUCAACAACAAUUAAUUCACAAUCAGAAACAGCUGUUAUUUAUCCAAAUCAAUCAAAUAUUCAUGAAAUAUAUGCAAUUAAUAAUGAACAUUGUGCUUUUUUAGAUAUACUUAGUCCACCAUAUUCAAAUGAAAAUGAUUGUACAUGCUAUAUUGCGAUACCAUCAUCACAAUCAACAACAGAUAUAAAUGAUAACGAAAGAAAUUAUAUUCUUAAAAGAAUAUUUGAUGAUGAAUAUUAUACAGAAUCACUUCAAUAUACGGGUCCAACUAUAUCAUUGUGA